CAUAGCAUUUUUAUUGGUCCUCUCAAUUUCAUUUGCAUUGUGCCCAGUGCUGUGUGAACUAUCUCAAACUAUGGGUUGUGUAGGAAGCUGUUACUACCACGCCACCCUCCAUUUUUUGCCCUGUCCUGGAUAGGACGAAGUGGAUUGUGAAGGGUCGUAUCAAAUUCUUGAGACUUGAAAGCUGAGAGCUGGACGCAGAGGGUUCUAAUAAUACGUUGUCUAUAGCAUCUUCAUGUGGAUCAACGUAGCAUUGAUUGCUCAUUUUAGCUGUCGCACAAUCUUUUGCGACGAUGACGCAAACGAAAAACUCAAGUCGUAAGGUUUUUGCUCGGACUUGACCAAUUCCUGGACAUUUGAUGGCCGUAUUACACCUUCACCCGGACACCGAACGCAAGCCUUGAAUUUCCGAACUGUUCGGGUGAAAUCCGGACAGGCGGCAGCCCUAGCUGGCGCGAGUUAGUGUAGAGACUCUGGGACCCUGGCACACGAGCGCUCCCUCAACGGGGACUCGGCAAGCACGCCACGGAUCACCUACUCAGUUACCUACUCUGUAGACACUUCAGCGAUAAGAAAUUCAGUUUUCCUCAGCACCAUGAAACAAAAUAAAAAUUUCUGUGAUAGCACAUAUCAUAGUGAACAGAAUGAUGGGUGAGCCUACAGUGUUUACAUACGCCUCAAAAUUAUUUCAUAAUAUUGUGCUCCCCUCAAGGCGAGAGCGUUAGGUGACACUACACAGCAGGUGAUCCAUCCUACUACGUCGAUUCCCCCGAGCUCACCCCAUCGAGAGGAGGCGCUCGGAUAAUAUGGCCCUAGAUUCUGCACCCCAGCAUCGACGCAAGGCGGUGCUGACAUACAAACGGGCCACGCGCUUCCGCGCUAUGGUUAAGCGUGGUGACGUCUGUACACGCUAGAGGUUAAUUGUCGCUGCGGUACGGAACAUGUUACAGGGACAGCCAGAACAUACAUCGUGUUCCUGUCUCCUAGACUUGCGUGGUGAUGUGGACGCCGAAAUAGUGCGGACGCGUUUGGCAAGAUUGGAUGUGUGCUGAAGCAUAGGCCAUGGUUGAAGCGGUGAUGACAGUACAGGUUUGUGGUCCGCCUGCUUUGAAAUGAGCGUCGGUCACGCCAUGACAAGUCAGUGCUAACAGUCUCAUGUACUCCGCCGUGUCGCUUGAAGCAGCAAAUCUUAUCAGGACGCCGUCAUCAGUAAACCAUCAACAAUUUUAUUUAUCAACCGAAAAACCCGAAACAUCAUCAUCAUCAACAUCAUCAAAAGCUUGGUGAAACGUUCUGCGAAUGGGAAAGCCAGGAAUACCUCUGCCAAAUGCGGCACACCUCUGGGCAUGGACAUGGAGACUGGACAAAAAACCUCUGAACAUGCGGCACAAGAGCAAUGGAGUACAUUGAGAAGAAGAUAAAGAAGAACCUUCCUUAGCGGAUUAAGGCCAGAAAGGAAGGAAGAAGAAGAAAUGGGGAAGCUCUUUCAUCCAGGCCGCUGCAUCGCCAAUAGACGUCCCGUAUUUGAACCAUAAUCGAGACAAGGUUAAUCGAGACCUAUUGCUGUUAAUGGAAGAGCCGUUUGAAUUUCACAUUCGACCAGUACGACCAGAUGAGAUACCAUUGCUGUUGGACAUCAGGCUUUCUAUGGGUUACCUGUGCGCGGAAUCUCUCCUCGAAACUCUUCUGACACUUGAUCCCGAUGGAUUCCUGGUAGCAGUUAAGCAAUCCGGUGAAGUAUGCGGCGGGUGCGCCAUUGUGAAGCUAAACAAGACAUUGGCCUACGUUGGCUUCUGGGGAAUCCAGCACAAGUACCGGGACUCUCCGCUCGCCAAAGAGCUCGUCACUAAGACCAUGCGGCGCGUUCAAGAUAUGAACGUGAUGCUGCGGAGCAGUCGUGGGUCCGUACGAGACAUGCAACUGGGAGGGCUCUUUCCUCACGUCUCAGACCAUCUCUUUCAUCGGGUCGGACCGGGACUUCCGCAACUCACCGACCUUCCCGUGGCUCUGGACGGAACGCGUGUGGUCAACUUUGACGAGGGCAUACACUUAGAUCGGGUCUCUUGGUACACUACGGAUAUUAUGAAGACCCAGAUGCAUGACUAUUUUCGGUGCCUGUCGGAAGAAAAAGGACUUAUCUUCAAGCUGGCGUUCGAACACGACGCCCUGUGCGGAAUGGGGACCAUCCAGCGGGACAUCGGGGGCGCUGCCCUGGUGAGGCAUGUGUUCGCUCAGAGGCCGGAAGUGGCACGACUGAUCCUGCGGAACCUUGUCGAGAGUUUCCCGCUGGCCACGCAAGUGGGCGUUGUAAUGGUGUGCACCACAGUGCAUUUCAAGGACCAGCCUCUGCUGUAUACCAACAUGGAUUUGGAGCCCAAGAGGAAUAUAGCCAUAUGCUUUUCCAAGAAGGAAGUUCCAUUUGACUACAGCAGAAUUUUCGUGCUUUGAGCGAACGAUAAACAACUGCCUGUUUUGUA
Messenger RNA from Ornithodoros turicata, 2474 nucleotides. RefSeq lists its product as uncharacterized. Bases 1567 to 2445 code for a protein of 292 amino acids. Gene Ontology annotation, molecular function: acyltransferase activity, transferring groups other than amino-acyl groups. The record is from RefSeq and is a predicted model, not a curated record. NCBI's taxonomy places the organism in Eukaryota, Metazoa, Arthropoda, Arachnida, Ixodida, Argasidae. The transcript is spliced from 6 exons.